Messenger RNA from Vespa crabro (European hornet), 3991 nucleotides. RefSeq lists its product as uncharacterized. The record is from RefSeq and is a predicted model, not a curated record. NCBI's taxonomy places the organism in Eukaryota, Metazoa, Arthropoda, Insecta, Hymenoptera, Vespidae. The transcript has 4 exons. Bases 1259 to 3586 code for a protein of 775 amino acids.
AUAUAAGGAUAAAGAUAAAAAAUAUAGUUAGAAAGAGAAAGAGAAACGACGUAAUAUGAUAAAGGAAAGAGAGAAGGAAAGAAAGAAAUAGGGAAAGAAGAAAAAUAAGGGGAAGAAAAGAGAAAAGGCCAACGCGAGGAUGAUCUUGACGCGCGUUGAACGCGUUUCUAUCGAGGGUUCGAGUGCGAUCCCGAUCGUAGCUCGACAGCAUCCGCCCGCGCAAUGGACCAGGCGCGUCGAAGGGGGCCGAGCGUUGGCGAAGCCGGUCGAACGCGGACGAAUAGUAGGCUCGAAUCGUGCUCGCGCGACGCAUCGGUUCGAACGCGCGCUCGAGUACCGCUCUUGGUUUAUCUAUCUUUCUCUCUUUCUCUGGCAUACACAUACAUAGAGAGAGGGAGAGACAGAGAGAGAGAGAGAGAGAGAGACACAAAUACUAACAGAGACUCAAAGAGUAGUAAUCGUCUUCGUCAUUCCUCGUGUCUCUCGACUUAACGCUCGCGCGCCAGACGUUCCGACAGGCAAACGCGUUCUCGAUACUCCGUACGUGCCGUGCGUUCGGUCGUUGCGCGCGAAAUCGAACUUUCGAUCUAUCGAAAUUUGAAAAGAGAUCGUACAAAAGAAAAGAAAGAACAACAACAACAACAACAACAACAAAUACAAAAAUAAGAGAAAGAAAAGGAAAGUAAACGGAAAAGAGAAGAAAGAUCGUGCAUAUCUUUCUUUCUUUAUUUCAUUAUUCAUUUCUUUCUUCAUUUCUUUCUUUCUCAUUUGACUUUUUCGUUUACUCGUCACAAGCGAGUUGGACUUGAAAAAAACUUGAGGACUCUAAAAGAGAGAGAGAGAGAGAGAGAGAGAGAGAGAGAGAGAGAGAGAGAAACAAAGGAAGAUAAAUGAAAUAACGUGAGGGUGAAAUAAGAAAAGGAAAAAAGAAGAAAAAGUUAAGUGCUCGAAACUUUGAGAAAUAAGAUUUCUGUGAUUAUUUCAUUGUGGUUUUUCUUCGAAAAUAAUAUUACGAAAGUGCAGAGCCAAGGAUCCUGGACUGAUGGAUUUUAUUUGUUUGUGCACCGAAGAUACAGAAAGAAGAACGACAAGACGGACGUGAGAAUUUAUCGUUAUACGUAAUUUUGAAUUAAUUCGUUCCUUCAGAAACGAAGAAUUCGUCGUCGUCGACGAUUGGAAAAGGAAGGAGCUUGCUCAUUGACAAAGUGGACAACGUCAGUAUAAUUCUCGUUAUGGAUUCCUUCUCGACGGGGGCACUAUGCAAACCGAGGAAGUCGUGCCUCGUGCACAAUCAACUGGCAUAGACUUGGCCCUAACGGACAAUAAUUUGCAGCAUCAUCUGCAUCAUCAUCAUUUAGCGCAAAUCAAGUGUCCAUUGGCGCCUCUUGCACAUAUGGCCGUUAAGCAAGAACCUCAGGAGGAGGAGGAACGUAGUCGUGAUACCAGCACACUUAGUCCGCAAACGGACACGAGUUCCGUGCAAGUGUCGCUUGAUAGUAAAAAUGGAAAUGAUCAGCAAUCCGUUCACCAUCGUCAGCUUCAAACGUUGGAGGAUGCUCCCGGUCAAACGUGUGCUUCAGAUCAAAUUAACAGGAAUAGAAGCAGCCGUGGCAGACGAAAGUCACGAUGGAAACUCAAAUUCCAUCAUCAGGCAUUACCGCCGGAGUAUUUGGAUCAUUACGAGGCAUCUCUUGCUCAGGAGGCAUUAAAUUCAUCCUCACCAACUCACACGAGCGAACAAACAGCACCGAGCCCGGCACCUACAAGUGCUACGUCUACGCCUAGUCCAAUCGCCGAUGUUCACGGUUGGUUGCAACGUAUAGCUGCCAUGCAACAAGAACUCUGUCCUCAAACAAUGCCACAACAAUGUAUGAACUUUAAUUCCGGUCAAUCGUCGGCAUCGAGACGAUCAGUGAUCACUUCGACUUCCUCCCACGCUUACACUGUACCCCAUCAUCAUCAUCAUCACCAUCAUCAUCAUCAUCAUAAUCACGCUCAACAAUCGUCCCAGCAGACAACCACGAGGCCACCUAUGAAGUAUUCCGAUUUACCUUACAUGGGUGAAAUUACGCUUGACAAUAGUAAACCUCGGAGAGGACGUAAACCAAAAAAGGCAGAUAUUUGUCAUUUGAUUUACAAGAACUAUGGUACUAUAUUGCCAGGCACACCUGGACACGAAGAAAAAAGGCUCUCUCCUCAAGAGAAACCUGAUUGUCGGGAUCAGUUACCACCUCAGAUACCAUUUCAACGAACAGACGUUCAGAAUAGGAUCAGCAGUCUUUUAGAAAAACGUCUUACUCAAGAGACCAGGCGGAAUUUCGUCUUGACGGAUACUACGAACGAACAGGACGAACCAUUGAAUCUCUGCAUCAGAGAUCUCAAUCAGUUGAAGAUCAGAUUGCUUCGGAAGCAUGGCAACGUUUACGAGUCCGGACAGGUGAAGAGUGAAGCUUCAAGUGACGGGGAAGACAUCGAGUGUUUGGGUACGACUUUUUCUAACUCUUCCAAUCGCUUAAUAGAUUCGACGAAUCACAUCAACAACAACGUUAAUCACGGAUCCGACGGAUCUACGGAUCCAAUGAUUACACCAAAUCCAGGAUUCGUGUAUUUUCCAAACGCUGGUGUUUUCAUACAUCCAAUGGCCCUACAAUCGCAAUUACUCUAUUAUCAAAAGAUGGCUCAGAAUGACAAAUGUUUCCCACGCGGCAUUGAAUAUUCUCAGAAAGAACAAAAAAUAGUCCCGAAAUCGAUAUACUCGAUGAUGGACACGAAGAGUUCGAGUUCGGUCUCACCAACUACUCCAACUACUCCAACGCAACAAUCCCAAACAGUUCCAGUUUCAGCUCCGUUAUCGCCUAGACCUAAGAGAAAUGCACCAGUUACUCAACAUCAGGGACAACCGACGAAACGUAAACGUUCGGCAAUUUUUAUCCCCCCGAUGCCUUCGGAGAAUAACAACAAUCCUGCCACCGAGGUGAGCAUAUGUAAAUUCAAGUUCACCGGUGGUGCCAAACCGAGCUUGCAAGAGAAAAAAAGCCUUUCCGUGGAUUCAGGUGGUAACUUUAGAUACUACAGUGGCACUGGUGAUAAAAGUAUGCGCGGUUACGAGUUCUUUCCACGUGAAGCCCUUCAACAACAAGCCGGUCAAUCUGGAUCUUCGGCAGGUGCGUUUUUAAAUGCGUCUGGUGAGAGAGUCCAACCUCCGGUAGUUUGUCCACGUUCUAACAGUCAAGAAGAUGGCCGUCGCAAACGAAAGACCAGGAAAUCCCUUCAAAGGGAAAAACUUGAACAGACAUUCAAGGAAAAGGGUUUUCUUAUUCAAACUCAACAAUUGGAAUCCGCGGAAGGUGCUACAUAUUGUAAAUUCCGUCAGUUAAGAAAAUUCACGAGAUAUUUGUUUAGAAGUUGGAAGGACUAUCUUCCUGGUAAUGUGCGCGAGUUAUCUAACAACGGGGAGAGUGAUAUCGUUGAUGGUGAUGUUGAGACCGACGCCAGGAUCGUAUCGUCUCCCAUACCCCGUGAUACGAAUCACGACGCGUCGUCGCCUACGUACGUUGAUGAUCAUCGGACUCUUCCUUUAACGUGAACGUUAUGAACUAUCUUAAAGUGUCUCGUCCUUCGAACUCUCAUAUACACGUAAUGGAGUUUAUUUUCUUGCGGCGAUAUACGAACGGCUAUGAAAAUAUGCAGCAGUGGAACUUUAUGAUACCGAUAAGUCAUAACUAUCUCUAUCUCUUUCUAUCUGUCUGCCUGUCCAUUUGUCUAUUUGUUUCUCUCUCUCUCUCUCUCUCUCUCUCUCUCUCUCUCUCUCUCUCUCUCUUUCUUUCUCUUUGCUUCUUCCGUUCCACUUGUACGCUGUUGCAUUUACGUUGCCCGUGUAAACUCGAGACGAAUUUUACGAUCGUUUUAUGCUCGUGACCCAUCGACUUGUGAUCAAGUGAGAAUUUUCUUAAUAAACGAAUAGUAUAAUUAAUUAGAAAGAAAGAGGGAG